Messenger RNA from Rubroshorea leprosula, 1214 nucleotides. Lineage: Eukaryota; Viridiplantae; Streptophyta; Magnoliopsida; Malvales; Dipterocarpaceae. The record is from the annotation of a GenBank genome assembly.
GGGAAGCGGUUGCCGGUUGCCUGAGAAAUUUUCUGGCGAACGACGGCGGGAAACCGAUGGAUCUUGAUUUUAAUUGCACGAAUCCGAGUGCCUGGAGAGAAGCACUCUCCUCUUACGAAUCGCGCAUAGAGUCUCUGAAGAAGCCCGACCUCAUUUCUCUCGAUGACUUUUACCGGAACAAGCUCCCGACUCGCCUCCGUGAACGGAACCCUAACCCCUUUCUCACCACCUCCGAGCUUUCCCUCCUAAUGCAAUGGAAGCUUACCCGCGGAAAAUGGAGGCCGCGUUUGUUGAACUUCGUGUCUUCUUUGGAUGACUCUGUGGUGAAAUCCGCUUCUCAGAAGGCUUUUGGAUCGCUCCCUGAUGUGUCCAAGGCUGUCUCCGCGCUUACGGUCUUGAAAGGCGUCGGUCCAGCGACGGCCUCUGCCAUUUUAGCUGCUUACGCACCAGACAUAGCCCCCUUUAUGUCCGACGAGGCUAUGGAGGCAGCUCUUGGCAAUUCAAAAGACUAUUCAUUGAAACAGUACCUGCUGUUUGUUGAUAAACUACAAACCAAAGCCAAGGAUUUAAGCUUGAAUGGGGACUCCUUCACACCAUCAGAUAUAGAAAGAUCUCUAUGGAGUUCGGCCAUUGGGGCAAAGCUCUUAGCUUCACAAUCAAAUCCAGACACCGAGGCCAAGGGAAGCAAAAACAAGAGGAAGAGAAAAAGUUGAUUUACAAAAUCAAUCAAUAUACAUGAACAUGCUAAUGGAAAGAGUAUGUACGAUUUCCAUGACUCUAACGAAUGGACCAUAGUAGUCUAGUCCCCAUGGUGGAAGACAUAUCACCGUGAACUGCUCCAACGUUGUCGAUGAAAAUCCAAAUUAUGCAAGGCUGUUAACCCACUUUUGAAGUAAGCUUUUGUCGGUUGGCACUUCUAUGCCCCCACGGGAGCAGUUUCAAUUCCGUUUGGGCCUUUAUUUGCAAAAUAAGGGCCUGUUCAAAUUGAAAUGAGCAAGUGGGCCCAAAGCUUACUUAAAAAAAAAAACGCAACGGUCACAUAGUGGGCCCAUAAGCCCUUUCAAAUUGCAAAAAUCCUUUCCCACUCAUUUUUCUUGAGAUUCGCGUAUAAAAGAAAAUUUAUUGGCGGGUCCACAUUGCCAUUAUUCGCUUCUCUUCUUGGGUCCCCCGAAACAAAUUUUUUUGUUAUUUCUUCCCCGUCAUUGUAAUUGAGU